This is a messenger RNA of Prunus armeniaca (apricot), 603 nucleotides long. The record is from the annotation of a GenBank genome assembly. Lineage: Eukaryota; Viridiplantae; Streptophyta; Magnoliopsida; Rosales; Rosaceae.
AUGAGAACCUUAACUGCCAUCUCUGCAACAACAGCAACAAAAUCUUCAUUGGAAUCAUUGCCGCCAACACCAGCCAUGGCUGUUCAGCAGCAGCGCUCGCCAUGGCACUCUCCGGUGCCAUACCUCUUCGGAGGCCUGGCAGCGAUGCUGGGUCUUAUUGCUUUUGCUCUGUUGAUCCUGGCCUGCUCUUACUGGAAGCUUUCGAGCCGAUUGGAAGACAGAGAAGGAGGCGGAAGGGACUUGGAGAGUGGCGGUGGUGAUGAGAAAGAUCAAGGCGAGGAGUCUAGCAAGACAGUGAAGGUUUUUGAAGAGAAGAUUUUGGUGAUAAUGGCUGGAAAUGAGAACGCAACAUUUUUGGCGACGCCUGUUUCAUUGUGCUCUAAAGUUGCUUCCUUUGGUGCUGAUAAGCACGUUGUUGAUGAAGAGGGAGAGAGUAAAGAUGGAGAUAAAGAAGAGAGUUCUUCUGAGAAAAUGAAAGAGGAAUUGGGAGCCCAGCAUCUUGAUGAAGCGGUGAGUGGUAUUCAAAACAGCGAUACAGAAACCCAACAGGGGCAAUUAGAAGAAGAAGAAGAAGAAGAAGCCCACCAUCAUCAAAACCAGUGA